Molecule: messenger RNA, 2051 nt
Organism: Branchiostoma floridae (Florida lancelet)
Lineage: Eukaryota; Metazoa; Chordata; Leptocardii; Amphioxiformes; Branchiostomatidae
Product: G-protein coupled receptor 54-like
Exons: 5
Coding region: 26-1177 (383 amino acids)
Biological process (GO): neuropeptide signaling pathway
Cellular component (GO): membrane
Molecular function (GO): G protein-coupled peptide receptor activity
Source: RefSeq, a predicted model, not a curated record
UUGCAAAAACUACCCAGACGCCUCGAUGGACGUCCUGUCCGUAAACAUGACGCUACAGAACGAUUCCACUCUUUACAAUGGGACGGAAAGUGCCUCCUACACAACGGAAAUUUCCUGGAAGUACUACGUCCCACCAAUCUUUUUUGCAAUCAUUUUCCUGGUGGGAGUUUCAGGUAACGCACUAGUUAUCUAUGUGGUGGCCUUCUUCAAAAAGAUGCGGACCGUCACAACCUGCUACCUGGUCAACUUGGCGGUGACAGACCUGGCCUUCCUGCUGUGCUGCGUGCCUUUUACUGCAGUCAACUACCUGACGACGUCUUACGUCUUCGGAGAGACGAUGUGCAAGUUCGUCAGCUACAUACAGCAGGUGACUGUCCAGGCGACCUGUUUGACCCUGGCUUUGCUCAGCCUUGACCGCUACUGUGCCAUACUGCACCCCAUGAUGUCACUCACCUUCCGGAGGAGACGAGUAGCCAUCAUCGGCAGCAUCACCGUCUGGAUAGCCUCGUUCCUCAUGACCCUGCCGACAGCUCUGUUCUACCGUAUAGAGGACAUCCCAUGGAAUGGAGAGAUUCUGAAGGUCUGCCGCCCGAAGUACCCGUCAGCUGCCUGGGCGCUUGGCUACAGGAUCUACUCCAUGCUGUUCAUCUACUUCAUCCCACUGGUGGUCUUCUUGUUCACGUGCUCGGCCAUUGUCUACCGCCUCUACAACCGUUUCCAGCCGAACACACAGCCUGACAGCCAGGGGGAAAAGACUAGACGGACCGCGUGCUUGGUGAUUGGGGUGGUGGUAGUCUUCGCAGUCUGCUGGCUUCCCAACCACGCCGUCAACCUCUGGUUCAUGCUGAACGAGAAGAAGGAAAUGACAGAUACAAUCUACUGGAUCAAGGUUGCUGCGCUGAUACUCACCUACACCAACUCCGCCACCAAUCCCUUCAUCUACGCCAUGGUGGGAGAGGACUUCCGCGCCUGCGUCAAGACCACCUUCUGUGGCUCCAAGAAGAAGCAGGGGACCAGCGUGGGACCACGUGAGAAGGCGAAUAAAAGCGUGACGAAGUCUCUGAGCACACAGCGUCCCCUUGAAGUGCCCCCAAAACUGAAGAAGAGCCCACCCCUUAUCCACACCAAUGUGAUGGCAGAAGUGCCUCCAUACAUAGAAGCAGAGACUGUGCUGUGAGGUAUCAUUUGACUAGAAACAGCGUAUGCCAAGAUGUACCUUAUCUUUCUACAGAUCCAAAGAACCUGAAAUAAUAUCCAGCCUAUUUUUCUAAAUAAAGGAAAGGUAAUAUUAGGCUGCUUUAUUGGAAACAACUGUAAGCGAUUAGGGUAAGAUGUAAAAUCAUAGAUGAUGAAUAAGGUUUUAUUGAAAAUUUUUGCACAUAGUGUAAAUUGCAGUGAACAAAAUAAAUACUGACAUUAACGUACUUACAAGAAAUGAUUGAACGUGGGCUGACUACAAGUCAAUAAUCUAAAUUCAAACAUACUAAAAAUAAGUGGUUGACUAUACAUAAAGUAUAUGGAAUAGGGUUCUAUACCUACAUUACCAUUGUGGGGUUUGAAUUCCUCUCAGAAAAAAAAAGUUAAAAAUGAAAUGAUUCGAUGAUGGCAGUAGGAAGACUAUAUUUUGCGUUUUUUAAAUAAUGAAAAGCUUGGAGUGAUUUUGGACACUCUCUCGAAUAUUCUUUCUUGGCAUCGAUUCAGAGACAUUCACAAAAGAAAUAUGUUUCAUUUUCCACUGCGUUCUUUGUGCACUGCUUACAAAUUCUCUCAUGAACUAUAGAAUAGUAGCUCAACAUGGCUCCCUAAAUCAGUAAAUUCCUGUCAGUCAAAGCGUAAUUACAAACGAAGUACAAUCGUAGGACGUAUUUUAUGACAUACAGCUGAUAUUCUAAGGCAGCUAAGACUUGUCAAGACAUUUUAUUAUAAAUGUAUCGUCCAAGUGAAAUUUACACUGCAACUAACAAAUGGUUUCAAAGAUAACCUUUUCUCAGUGGAAAAUAAAAAAAAAUGUUGGUCUAAAAAUUGACUUAAAACCUCAAUAAAAUCAUUUU